This is a messenger RNA of Aegilops tauschii subsp. strangulata, 2985 nucleotides long. RefSeq names its product cytochrome P450 704C1-like. NCBI's taxonomy places the organism in Eukaryota, Viridiplantae, Streptophyta, Magnoliopsida, Poales, Poaceae. Gene Ontology annotation, molecular function: monooxygenase activity; oxidoreductase activity, acting on paired donors, with incorporation or reduction of molecular oxygen; iron ion binding. The record is from RefSeq and is a predicted model, not a curated record.
AUGGCGACGGGAAUGCCAGAGUGCUCUCCGGCUUUGCUGGUGGCUGCCGGCCUCGCCGUGCUAGCGAUCUGCUCGUACCUUGCCACCAUCGUUGUCGGCCGCGGCGCCGCGCGGUACCCGCCCGUGGUCGGAACGGUGUUCCACCAGGUAUACCACCUCCGGCGGCUGCACGACUACUUCACGGACCUGUUCCGCGAGCACGCGACGUUCCGGCUGCUCGCGCCGGGACGGAGGCAGAUUUACACGUCCGACACGGCGGUGGUCGAACACAUCCUCAGGACCAACUUCGCCAACUACGGCAAGGGCGCGUCUAACUACGACAAGAUGGGCGAUCUCUUCGGAGACGGCAUCUUCGCGGUGGACGGCGACAAGUGGAAGCAGCAGAGGAAGAUCGCCAGCUACGACUUCUCGACGAGGGCACUCCGGGACUUCAGCGGCGGCGUCUUCAACCGGAACGCCGCCAAGCUCGCGCACAUCGUCUCCGGCAACGCAGCCGCGAAGCAACCCAUGGACUUCCAGGCCCUUCUGAUGAAAGCGACGAUGGACUCCAUCUUCACCAUCGCCUUCGGCGUGGACCUCGGCACGCUGUCGGGGUCGGACGAGGGGAGCCGCUUCGCCGCGGCUUUCGACGACGCCAGCGAGUUCAUCCUGCUACGUUACGUCGAUGCGUUCUGGAAGGUGUCGAGGUUCCUCAACGUCGGCGCCGAGGCGGCGCUCAGGCACAGGAUCAAGGUCGUCGACGAGUUCGUGUACAAGUGCAUCCGGGCCAGGGCGGACGAGAUGUCGGACGGCAACAAGGCACACGACACUGGGUCGAAGGAUGAUCUGCUGUCCAGGUUCAUACUGGCAACCAACAGCGACACCGGGAAGGUGGAUUACAAGUACCUGAGAGACAUCAUAUUGAACAUAGUCAUGGCCGGCAAGGACACGACCGCCGGAGCGCUUGCCUGGUUCCUUUACAUGAUGUGCAAGCACCCGGAGGUCCAGGAGAAGAUAAGCAAGGAGGCUGCCGACGCUGGUGAGGCCACGUCGUCCAUCGACGACUUCUCCCGGAGCCUCACCGAGGAAGCGCUGAACAAGAUGCACUACCUGCACGCCGCCCUGACGGAGACGCUCAGGCUGUACCCUUCUCUCCCGUUGGAUAACAAGGAGUGCUUUUCAGACGACGUUCUGCCCAACGGCUUCAGCGUUGGGAAGGGAGACAUCGUGUUCUACGCCCCCUACGCCAUGGGCCGGAUGGAGCGGCUGUGGAGCGAGGACGCCAUUGCCUUCCGGCCGGAAAGAUGGCUCGACGAGCGCGGCGAGUUCCUACCGGAGAGCCCUUUCAAGUUCACAGCUUUCCAGGCUGGUCCAAGGAUCUGCUUGGGAAAGGAAUUCGCGUACAGGCAGAUGAAGAUCUUCGCGGCUGUGCUGCUCCGCUUCUUCGUGCUCGAGCUGCACGACAAGUAUGCCAGCGUCAACUACAGGACCAUGAUCACGCUCUACAUCGACCAGGGUCUCCAUCUUACGGCUACGGCCAGAGGCAUCAUAUAGCCACGUUACCCAAGAAAGACACACACGCUUGAAUGUCUCAAGUACUGAACCUUAGUCCGAAGUCCGGACAUGGAACUGGAUCCUCAUGAACAUAUAUUCUGUGAAAAUGUUUUUUUUUAUAUUCUGAAACUUUCUUUUUUGCUUAAUACAUAGGGACCGGCUACUGGUCAGUUGCCUGAUUUUAUGAAAUGGGUCAGUCGAUUCCUAACCAAUCGACUGAACAAAAAUUGUGGUCAGCCAAUUUCAGUGUUAUAGCACACCUUAAGUCUUUUUGCAUACAAAACCACCACCAGCCCACAAGACUUCAUGUGCCCAAUGCAAAACAAUGGCCCGUUGAUAAGCAAAAACAAAAAUAGAGAAAACCAACAAGAAUGCAAACAACUUGCACAAAAAUUGCACAUUUGUACGAUAUGCAAAAAUAAGCAUAUACGAGUGGAAUUUAUGCAAAAAAGAAAUUUUGUAAGAAGGAAUGAAUUAUUUAUUUUUAUAUUUGCAAUCUCGCACAUAUAUAUUUAUUUUUAUAGAUGCAUUCAAUACAUAUAUGCAUAUGUUUAUAUCAAAAAUGUAUUAUUACGAUACAAAAUAAGCAUACACUAGUGAUAUUUCCGCGACAAAUAGUGCUUUCUAGAAAGUAAUGGAUUAGUGACAUCAGUAUUACCUUUACGAAAUAAAAGAAAAUGAAAACUAUAACAAAAUAAAAAAUAAAAAAUUAGUGGCAUUGGUAUUUGAUCCAUGGUGUCGCUACUUCUCGGGAUCAAAAUAAUGAAUUAGUGGUAUCUGUAUUACCAUUUAAGAAGAAAUAAAAGUAAAAUAACAAUAAUGACAAAAUUUGCACACGGUUUGAAUAUAAAUUGAGCUUUUUUAUAAUACGCAAGAAUAAGCACAAAUAGUGAAAUUCCACUAAAAAAAUUCCUAAGUAGGAAUGACUUAGAGGUAUUGGUAUUACCCUUAAAGAAUAAAGAGAAUAAAAUAAAAACUUAAACAAAAUUAGAAUAAUGAAGUUUUCUAAGAAACAAUGAAUUAGUGGUCUGUAUUACCAUUUAAGAAGAAAUAAAAGUAAAAUAACAAUAAUGACAAAAUUUGCACACGGUUUGAAUAUAAAUUGCGCUUUUUUUAUAAUACGCAAGAAUAAGCACAAAUAGUGAAAUUUCACUAAAAAAAUCCUAAGUAGGAAUGAAUUAGAGGUAUUGGUAUUACCCUUAAAGAAUAAAGAGAAUAAAAUAAAAACUUAAACAAAAUUAGAAUAGUGAAGUUUUCUAAGAAACAAUGAAUUAGUGGUAUCUGUAUUACCAUUUAAGAAGAAAUAAAAGUAAAAUAACAAUAAUGACAAAAUUUGCACUAGGUUUGAAUAUAAAUUGCGCUUUUUUUAUAAUACGCAAGAAUAAGCACAAAUAGUGAAAUUUCACUAAAAAUUUCCUAAGUAGGAAUGAAUUAGAGGUAUUGGUAUUACCC